This is a messenger RNA of Pocillopora meandrina, 11621 nucleotides long. The record is from the annotation of a GenBank genome assembly. NCBI's taxonomy places the organism in Eukaryota, Metazoa, Cnidaria, Anthozoa, Scleractinia, Pocilloporidae.
AUGCUGGGUGAAGCUCCUCAUACAGUCUUCUGUCUCGCCCAUGCCUUCCAUGCGCACAUCGGAGCUAUGAAUGAUGUAGAUACAGUUGGAGUGGUUAUGAAAUUUCCAAGUGGCGCCAUCGGUCAGAUAGAUAUGUCACGCCAUGCUGUUUAUGGCUAUGAUCAACGUGUUGAAGUGUUUGGAUCUGGUGGAAUGCUCACCAGUGACAAUCAAAGCAGUCUCUGUGCCACCUAUUUUCACACCAGUGGGAGCACACAGAAUCCCAUCAAAGUUUCCUUUCCACAACGAUAUUCCGAAGCUUAUGAGUUAGAAAUGAAUCACUUUAUCGACGUAAUCAAACACAAAGACAAUUUGCUCAUCUCAAAAGAUGAUGUACUACGUUCAUUCACCGUCGUGGAAGCUAUUGAGAAGUCUUUCCGGACCGGAAAACCAGUCAGUUUAUGAAAAGAGAUGAUUGACCAGAACUAAAAUCUGAAAUAUUACAAUUAAUGGUAGUUUUUGGCCUAGAUUCUGAAAUUUUAAGUUAAUUUUAGUGAUUUUCCUCUUUUCUGAAAAUGAAGAAAUUUUACUAUUACUUUUAAAUGCAGAUUUGUUGGACAUUUGAUUAAAUUUUGCCGAAAAACGCUCAUGUCAAUGAUGGUGGCCGAAAAUUAAAACACCGAAUAUUUAACAGUUAUACGUGCCCCGUUGGUUAUGGUAAUCUCAUAUUCGGUAAGCCUGAGUAGAAUCAUGAAUUGUUGGAGUAACAACAGAAAGAAAUAACCCUAACAACUAGCUAUUAUGUGGUUUGACAACGACCGGAAGACAAUUGACUUUCCCUUGUCCCAAAUGUCGUUGCAACAUGCAAAUUAAUCUUGUAAUGCAUCAAGCAAAACUGCCUAAAUUUCCGUUACAUUCCUUGAAAAAUUUCAUACCAAAUUUAGUGGCUUUUUGGUGGAUAUGGAAGUCGCAUUUUCUAUUAGUUCUGCUAUUUUUUUAAGUUUCAUACUCUGGGGCAAACCGACUUUUUACGGCCAUUUCUUCAAGGCUCGCUCAUGCACUUGCUCGCUUGCAGACGAAUUCAUUAACAAUAUUUGUCGUAGCUAGGUUAUGAGCUGUGAGCUAGGUUACAAGGUCAUAACAUAACUCGGUUCAGCCAAUCAGAAGGCAAGAAAUUCAACAACGGUGAUCCAGUUUUUACCAAACUAAUUUAUUUCGUGCAGGAACUGGUUUAGGAUUCAAAGAGUAACAGAAAGUUUCUGAAAAUUUCCCUUACUUGCGCACAAAAUGGCUUAAGGUUUUUUGCUUUUGUUUGUUUGUUUCUAUUUUUGAGUUAUAAAAAAAAAAAAAAAAACUCCACGUCAGCAUAUAGAGAGUAGUAUGUUGCUCGCACCAAUUAGAUCGUUUAGGGUAUGUAUCUCGCAUCAAUCAGAGGGUCGAUUUUGUUUUUUGGUUUGAGAGGUGCUCAACGAAGUAAUGCGGGAUUCGGAGAGAGCGGUUCGUAAAAUAUAAUCAUCUUUUAGCAUGAGAAAUGUUGGCUUUUCUGUAUUUUUAACGUGUAUUUUACCGCGCUUUAUGAGAAAUGCGAUACUACUGGACAGAUGAAAGACAUCACCUACGGUAAACGUGUUACAUGCUGUGAAAAUGGUGGAUAGUUGUUCGAGAGAAAAUGGAGUCCUGUGCAAUGUAGCACGAUCAUGGUCAUUGUUCCUUCACGACGAGAGUGAAUGGAAAAAUUUGGAAUCAAAUAUUACUUGAGGUGUUAAUGAAUUACACCAAACAUUUUGAUUUUAGCAGUUCUUUAACGGCAAGCUGUGUUGCAAGAUUCAUGAGUUGUUGAUUAGGCCGAUUGUAUUUUUCUGGAUUGGUUUGCUCGGUGCUAUCUCGAUCUCUAGAUGAAUGUCUGAUUAAAAUUAACUAUGGACGAUAUUGUAUAUGGUUCCGAUGGCUGGAGAAAGUGAUCUUGUGAAGUCGUUCGUGUUUGGCCAUGGACGAAUUCAGAUACCAUCGUUGGCAUGUUUAUUUGAUUUUGUUAUCUGGAAUGAAUGAUUUACGGAGGUAAGUUAAUAUGAUGUAAUCCACUAACGUCGAAAAUGUAUCAAGUCCAAGGAACAGUUUUGGUCUCAAUCCGCAUUUGUGUCGACAAAAUAAACACAUACUACUUAAAAGAUAAUAAUACGGACCACGUGCAAAGCUGUCAUUGUUUCUCAAAUAUUGCGUGCGUUAAAUAUUCAAUAGUGACAUCUCAUUUACAUCUACAUCUACUUUUAUUGUUAGUAAAAUCUGUACAGACAUCACACCAAACAACUCGUGCGCAAAGGGAGAAGACUAUACGAAGGCUUGAAAUUAUAUUAAGAUCGACUUUGAUCAAGAAACGGGCUAGGAAUAUUCCACAAUAGUGCAAAUAAUCGUGAAAGGUGUCACGGAGGAGCGAUUGCGUGACGCUCGGUAAGUUGUAAGAUAACAUGCUAUCACAUACCAGACGAAAAAACUCUUUAGAUUCUCAUUCUGCAUUUUGUAACCACUCUGCAGUCAACAUUUUGUACCUAGUCUACAUUUUGUAUCCGGUCUGCAGUCUGCAUUAUGUACUUACAGGUAUCCGUGGCACCAAUACAGUUUAUUUUCAGUUACAGUUAUUCGCACAACACAUACAAUCAACCAAAAAAUACCUGUGUGAGAUUUAAUUCGGCAUUUUCGUUCUUUUUCGCGUUAAUACUCUUCUUUCCUUUUGUAAAAAUGUAGACAUCACAUACAAUGUUUCAAGUAAUCCACCCACCCCCAAAAAAUAAUUCUUGCAUGCAUAGCAUGCCUAUGUUUUUUCAAACUGCUUUGUUUUUAUCAGCUCCCUUUUCCUUCUCAGCUUGUUAUUAUGAAUGCAAGGCAAAGGAAAAUGGAAUCAAAUACACAUGUAAUGAACUGAAGGUCCUGGGUCAUUUUUGAGUUAUUUAAAAAAAAGAUAAUAAUAACUCUAUGUUAGUGUCAGGAACCAUUAAGGUAUCUGUGGCACCAAUACAGUUUAUUUUUGGUUACAGUUAUUCGCACAACACAUACAAUCAACCAAAAAAUACCUGUGUCUGAGUUUACUCGACAUUCUUGUUCUUUUCUGUUAUAAUACUCUUUCCUUUUGUAAAAAUGUAGACAUCACUUAAAAUUUUUCAAUUCAUCCACCCAUCCAAAAAAUAACAGAGCAUGCCUAUGUUUAACAAAAGUCAGUAUGAUUGAAGUGAAAUGCAGAUGUAUUUAGAAACCACUGUUUACCAGGGUAUCAUUGGAGAACACAGCAAAAUAAACCAGAAGAACAGCUAUCAUGGCAAACAUCAGUGUGCCUAAGUUUUGGGAGUCCAUCAGCAAUUCCACAAGAGGUAUGCUUCCGAUCUGCCAAUCAUAGCUCAACACACUCAAUGAUAAAAGCAACCAAGAGUUGAAUGCAAUCAGAUAUGAGUAAGUCAUGAUGUGAGAACUGAGACAGUCUGAAAAUGAGGAAGGGUUGUCCUGAAGUGUAAAAUGUGGUAGAUUUCCUCCAAGCAUCCAUACUCUGAAUGCCAUGAGACAAAAAACCAGUGGCUAAAAAAGAAAAACAUCCAGGUUUACCUCAAGUGAGUAAAAAGGGUAUUAACUCUGAACAUAAUCAGCUAGGUCAUUUGCUUUUUUCAACUCUUUUCUCAAAAUCCCUACAAAACUUUAAAUCCUAAAUAUAUGCCUCCACACUGUCAAAUCACAUUACACUUUUUAGAAACAAAUUUACUAGCACUUACAGACACAGAGAGAACAAUUGAUACAGUUCUUUCUCCAACAACUCUGCUGGUAAAUACAGUCAAACAGGAACAUGGGUUGUUUUUAUUUCAUAAAAACUUCCUAAAAGAUAGUUGAACAAAGAUUUAAAACAUACAAAUGGCAAACAAUACUCUUGAAAAGAGGAUCCACUUGUUUCAUGAAAUAACUUCUUUCUUUCUUCCUUUUUCACUAAAAAUUGCUUUUUCUUGAUUUUUUUCUAUCAACUUGAGGUUCAGGCUAUUUCCUCUAGACCCUUUAACUUUCAUGAGUGACCAAGACAGAAUUUCUCCUUACUAUAUCUAUAAAAAAUCAUAAAAACAAGAGAUGAGAAUAAAGAAAAAUAUCAAUUAUGGGAUUACUAGUUGAUCCAAUACCAAAUUCUCCAAACUUACAUAAUGAGAAUUGUUUGGCAGACAGUAAAGAGAAUUACUUAUGAGAUCUUAGGAGUUAAAGGGUAAAGAACAUUUUUAAGUCAUUUAAUGUCACCUAAACUGUAGCUCCAAUGUCUUGUGAUCUCUCAUAGUUUUUUUGUACUCAGCAAGUAAGGCAACAGUUCACAGAAGUUCCAAUGUAAUUUAUAUGAUAAACUGAAUCAUGUGCAGUUUGAUCCUCGUGAUCUAUUGGAGGAAAGAUGCAUAUAUGAUGUUUAGAUUAAUAACCUUUUGCUUUUUCAUUGCAUAAAACAAAUAGAUUCCCUGUUUCAUGGAAUAGUUAACAACAGAUCUUAGAAGUUUGAAGGUUGCGAAAGAGUGGCAUGACCUGAACUUACAGCUUCUGUAUGGACAAGAUGUGUAGCAAAUAGAAUUCCCGCGAUAAAUGCAAAUAUACUGGACUUGAAGGCCACCACCUUGCACACACAAGUAUACAACAGACAAACAAAUCUGUGAAGAACAACAUUGACCACAUGGUAUCCAAAAGGUUUUAACCCAUGUAUCAUGAAAUUUCUGUGAAAGGUUAAGACACAAAGCAGUCUGUGCAACUUAUGGCUUGUAUUACUCUAAUUUGGCUUGCCCCUGAAGUCAUUAGAGAGUAUGUUCAGCAGCAGAGUUUCAGGGUGAAUGUCCAUGUUUUCUUUGAUCACAAAAAUAUCAUCAAAAAAUGUCAUCAAAAAAAGAAAUUGCCCAGUAUAAUGUGGGCAGUGUAAUGUGGAGAGAGCUUAUUAUGAAGGGUUUGUCAUCAAACAGUCCAAUCUGGAGGCAGAGAGAUGGUUUCUUGAAGCAGCAAGAGAUGGUAAACCUACAGGCAGUAUAAAGGCUCAAACAGUAUUGGGUUUGUUCUACUCCAGACCUGGUGAAGACUCUUUUGACUUACAGAAGGUUGGUUAGCAUUUGCUAAUUAAUGCAUGUCAACACUCAACAGCAUUAUCCUCUUCCAGUCUGUGUCUGGGGUUCAUUUAGUAAAAACAGAGCCCAAUAUUUAAAAUGGCACAUAUUUAAUAAGUACAUACCACUCAAGUUUAUGGUCCCUUUUUGCACAUGCUGAUUGGCUAAUUUGGAGGUAAAUAGUGAGUAAUAUUUACCUCACAGUAGCUGAAGAGGCAAAAUCAGGCAUCAGGAUUUUAAUUUCUGACUAUUGUUUGGUAUAGUAAGAGAAAUACACUGACUUUUUUUGUAUCUGUAUGGUACACACUAAAAAAUUUAUUUACCUCAAUGUUGGUGAAAUUGGUGGAUAUUACCUCCACUGUGGUGAAUAACUGUGAAAUAUAGUAGAGUGAGAAAUAGAAAGAGAGAGGCUUUGGGCACUGGUCACUUGACGAACAUGAAUAGACUCAAGCAUCCCUUAUUUUUCAUCCUCCUACAAUUUUUGAGUGGUUUACUAUUGUUACUGAACCCCUGGAAGAGGCAAUAGCCACUGCGCACAGUAGUCUUUUUUAAUAUUUUAUAUACUCCAGGGGGAAUCUUAGGUUAAUCAUAACAUGUAUCCCUAACUUUGUCUUACUGAAACUUUUUUAUCUGUAACACAUUAGAGUAAACUAUAAAAUAAUGUUCAUUUGUUCUCAUUAUGUUUUUCUUCAGGUUUACUUUUGGCAUCAGGAAGCCACAGGUAAUAGGGGCCUGGAGUCAAAAGGUACAAUAUUUAAUUAAAAUGAUCCAUGUUUUGCAAAAUUACAAGAAUUCAGAGUAUUUUGUGUGCUUGUGCAUGAUUUAACACCACUUUCCUGAUACCAUCAGGUGCAUUAGCUGAAUUGGAAAUGGCUUUGAAACAACUUACAACUGAGCGACGGCAUUUAUUGCUUUGGUUUUGCUUUACUUUGCUAUGAGAUUAAUCUUAAAAACUCACACAUCAGCUUCUCAGUUAAAUUCUAUGACAAAUCCAACAUUUGCUGAUAUUUCUCGGACUUCAGGCAGUUUGCUCGUUUUUUUGUUGUUGAAUAAUUAUGGGCUCUUUGUCAGAACCAGUUCUCUGUCUCACAGAAUAGUCUUGAAAUUAACAUAGCAGAGAACCUUGCUUGUGUUGAGGUUUUGUGAUCAUCUGCCGAGAAUGGAAUACCAUGUACAAAAUGUACAAACAAAUUCAUGAUGCGCGUAUCAUGUCAGAGCGUCAGUCUUCGGUAAGAAGGACCGGUCCCAUAAUAAGGACCCGUCGUUACUUAUCAACUAGCGGGAAGGGGUUGUCGCAUGAAUUUGGUUGAGUCACAGUAAAAUUUAUCCGAUCUCCCUAGGUUGUGAAUAAUAACAAAUUCAGAAAAUACAUUCCUAGACGCGAGUUAUAUAUUAAACGCUUUACAAAAAGACAGAGACCUAAUACACGAAUUUGUUCUCGUGUCACUCACCUGGCGUAAAAACGGGAUCCGUAUAAAGGCCUAUUUACACGGUACGACUUUGUCGCAUGCGACAAGCUUACGACAGGCUUACGACACGAAUUGUUUCGUGUAAAUCAAACCUACAACUCGCUUACGACUCUUAAGUCAUGUCGUAGGCCUUUCGUAAGCUUGUCGCAUGCGACAAAGUCGUGCCGUGUAAAUAGGCCUUAAGAAGCCCUUUGCCAGCUAAGAACGACUUCGUCACGCUCCACGUUUAAUAAAAAAUGUAGCAUGAGAAUUUCAUAAUACGAUUAAAGAAUAGAGGACACCUAUAUGAAGGUUUUGAGAAACCUAUCUCCGGAGUCAUUUUCUGCGGGAGAGAAAGUAUACUUAAAAACAACAGAUGCACACAGAAAAUUUAUAUUUAUUUACCUUUUGUAACACAAUCUCAUAUAGCUUUGCCAAACUUCAAGAACAUGCAGAUGGGGAAAUGACACCCUAAAACUAACCCUUAUUGUCGCAUCGCAAAGGAAAAUCAUUAAAAUAUAUACUUAUGACAGCUGAACUUUGAGGGCAGAAGAUUUCAAAGCGCUAGCGAAUGGCAGGAGUCGCACAAGCCAAUCAACAUCUUUUAACGGUCGACCGCCUUUUGUUACCCGGCUGACCCUAUGUGUCGCCUUGCACAAUGUAGAGUAAUUCACGAGUUGAGUGAUUCCUUUCGCUACUCUAAUUUAACUGUCCCUCUUUCAAUGAUCAAAUAAUAGAUUUACCACACAAUAAUUGCGAUCAAUUAAUUGGUUUUUAUUUAGGAAAGAAGAUUCACAACACGACUGAGUAUAUAUAGGAAAUGUCCUUACGAUAGUAACGCUGUGUAACGCACUGCACGCAAUACAACAAUACGCCUUUUGCGGUUAUAGCCGGUCACACACUACCACUUAAAAUGACUUAGAGUGAUUUCUAAAAUGACCCUGGAUAACCUAAUAUGACCUUGAGUGAUGUGAACAAUGCGGCGUUGACAAAAUCUGGAUCGGACCGGAUCGGAUAGGAUUGUUCAUUUCGGUUCGCUGAUUUUACGUGGUUUAGCAUUUUGUUUUCGGUUUCCCGGUUUGUCUUGGAUCUGAGCGGCAAUUAAGCGCCUCCACUGAUCUCGAACAGCCGCGAAACACAAAUGCUAUUGAGAGGAAUGCGUGACAAACUUACGGAGCGCUGAGCCAUUUCAUGCCAUCUCAUAUCUCCCCUUCUUUUUAAGUCGUUUUAGCUCAUUCCUUAUUUUUUUAACGCUACCAUGAUGCAACGCAAUCAUGCGGCGUUAACAUGCACUGCUUCUUGCGCAACGAUCUACACGUACAAUAUCUGAUGUGUUGAGAGAAAGGAUCGAAUGACUCGCGCCGGAAACCGUCCAGCUACGAAAUAAUGAUAAAGAGAAUCCGUAAAUAUUGUAACGUUUUGUCUCUGAACAGUUUGGUUAGACAUAUCUUCACGUUGCCUUGGUUGGGGAACGUCUGCUGUUUCCGUUUUCGGUUUCUGUCGACACUGAAGCUAAGGUAGGCACUCAUCCGUGGGCUUAUAUCCGGAAAUCUUGCUUCAAGAAUGCGUUACUCGUUUCACUUUCAAAAGAAAAAAUAUAUAUAUAAAUAGUCGUAGUGACUCAACUUGAGUUCUUCGACCAACGUAUGAACCGCACAGGUGUCGAUAAACAUUGAGUAGAUUUUUAAUUUAAAUUUACGUUGCUUUGGUUAGGGAAUGUUUACUGAUUACGUUUUCGGUUUCUGUCGACACUGAAACUAAGGUAGGCACUUAAGUGUGGGCUUAUCCGGAAAUCUUACCUUAAAGCAUACGUUACCUCAGUGGGCUCAAGCUCACGUCUCGACACACAGGACGUGAGCAAGUGUUAUUGAUUUUCCGUGUAAAAUAUUCAUAUUUCGAAAUAUUUAUCGUUGUAAAUCGACCAUAUUUUGUUCCCCAUACUAUUCUUUAUAACGUGUUCAAAUUUUCAACGGUUCCUCUCGUAACUUAACACCGAGUCACACAUCGCGUGAUGCGUUCAUGAAUUAAUCCUUGGCUUUUUCUCGAGACGUGAGCUUGGGCCGCCCAUGACGUUAUUCGUUUGAUGAAAUAUCAAAAUAGAGAAAUAUAAAUAGUCGUAGUGACUCAACUUGAGUUCUCCGACCUAAAUGUGAACCACAAAAAUGUCGAUAAACAUUGAUUAGAUCUUGAAUCUCCUCAAUGCCGUAGAUAUUGUAGAGUCAACAAACGUAGUAAUGCUUCUUUGCACUUGAGUGAGUCCAACUAUGCAUUCAGAACCAAUCGAAACUGAGAAAAUACAAACAUCGAACAGGAGGAAAUCGUUAGAAGGCCGGACUUUCUUUUUGUCUCAUGAUAUGACGACAUUUUAUAAAUAACGUCGCGUGACAUUACCGUAUUCGUUUUGCAUCCCAGAAAAAUUAUUAAUUCUGUUUGUAUUUUGGGUUGUGAACGCAUACUAUUAAACACCGAGAUAAACCCCAAAUUCAUUUUGUUGGCGUCGAAGUGUUUGUUAUCACAAAAUAUGUUUAUUCAUCUCAUUGUUAGUCGGUCAUGUUUGGAAAAUGUGAUUUGCACGUCACUAGCAAUAAUACCUCCUACGUGUUCAGAGGGAACUGAAAUUAGAGACAGAUUUUUCUUUAUGAGAGUAAUGUUAAGCACGAAGUCAGUUUUGACUCCACUAAUGUGAACAAAGACCGAUUAUUUACGGCAGCUUGUCAUGGCCACGUGAGAUCAACUGAAUUUACUCAAGACGUAAUUUCCUGAAUUCCAUAGGCCUUACGUCAGUAGUAAGUCUUCCUGUUGAUGGAAGUCGUGCUGAAUGUGACCCAUAACGCUUUUUCUAUUUAAUGUUUCCCUUUUAGUUGAAUACUAUGAGUCACGGUUCCCGUAUCGGUUUUGUGGUGUUUGGUUUGGGUCGAGCAGGUAUCAUCCAUUCCACAAACCUCAUACGAAACCCACAGGCAACCCUGAAAUGGAUCGUAGAUAUUGACGAAGACAAGGCCAAGAACUUCGUGACAGAAAAUUUCACGGAUACACAAGUUAUUGCCCCAUCCGACAUGAACAGAGCGUUACUUGACCCAACCGUGCAGGCUGCAGUGGUAGCCACUCCAACUGACAUGCACGAGGAUAUUGUGAUGCGAUGUUUACGAGCGGGAAAAGCUGUCUUCUGUGAGAAACCAGUUGCUCCUACCUUAGAGGCUAUAGGUAAAAAGUUAUCCAGACCCCCUCCCCUAUUAGACCAGUAGUUUUUUUCCUUUAAUUCUUGUCAGACACCAAAUUCUUACAACAAUAGUAGAAUCGCAUGUUGGUAAUCAAUAUUAGGUAUGUAAAAUUUAAAUGUAAUGAAACAUUUCCUUGCUUAUUUAAGCUCGAGAGUAAAUGAUAAGUUCUGUGUUUUCUGAGUCAAAAUUUUAAUCCAUUCCCCAUCAAACGUUCCUGGAUACGCUCCUGUCUUCCGUUGAUUUUCUUCUUGCUCGUCACAUUUGUGUGACUAAUUUGUUCCCAAAUUUGAUUGAUUGUUUAAUCUAUUUAUUUCUACGAUGUUUCUCAGAGAGUUGUUACAAAGAAGCCGACAGCCAACACCUUCCAUUACUGUGCGCUUUCAACAGACGAUUCGAUCCAACAGUUCGGUCUGUGUUCGACAGAGUUCGAAAAGACGACAUUGGCAACAUUCAGGUCGUUAAGACAACCAGUCGGGACUCUCCCCUGCCAUCAGAAGGUUUUCUAAGGAUUUCCGGGGGAAUCUUCCAUGACUGCUGCGUUCAUGACGUAGACGUCAUAUGCUGGAUGCUGGGUGAAGCUCCUCAUACAGUCUUCUGUCUCGCCCAUGCCUUCCAUGCAUACAUCGGAGCCAUGAAUGAUGUAGAUACAGUUGGAGUGGUCAUGAAAUUUCCAAGUGGCGCCAUCGGUCAGAUAGAUCUGUCACGCCAUGCUGUUUAUGGCUAUGAUCAACGUGUUGAAGUGUUUGGAUCUGAUGGAAUGCUCACCAGCGACAAUCAAAGCAGUCUCUGUGCCACCUAUUUUCACGCCAGUGGGAGCACACAGAAUCCCAUCAAAUUUUCCUUUCCACAACGAUAUUCCGAAGCUUAUGAGUUAGAAAUGAAUCACUUUAUCGACGUAAUCAAACGUAAAGAUGACUUGCUCAUCUCCAAAGAUGAUGUACUACGUUCAUUCACCGUCGUGGAAGCUAUUGAGAAGUCUUUCCAGACCGGACAACCAGUCAGUUUAUGAAAAGAGAUGAUUGAUAAGAAAUGAAAUCUGAAGUAUGGCAAUUACUGGUGGUUUUUGGCCUAUAUUCUGAAAAUUUUAAGUUAAUUUUACUGAUUUUCGUCUUUUCUAGUGGUGAAAAAAUUUACUCAUAACUUCUAAAUGCAGAUUUAGAAGAAGAAGAAGUAAUUUAGAAUUACAUUUAACUAUAAAACAUUGCGAUAAAACAUUUCUUAAAAGCAUUUUAAGAUUGCCAAAAAACGACGUUUUCGUGCCCAUUCUAUGAAUGAUGAAGAUACAUCGGUCUUAAUAAUAAAGAUGCAGAUUAUGUCAGGUAAGAGACCAGUAUGUCUUCAUCAUUCAUAGAAUGGGUACGAAUCUCAUCAGCAAAGGCAAAGGCGUCAGUGAUUGUUUCUCAUAUGAUCUGUGCGAUGCAGAUUAUGUCGGGUACACAGCCUGAUACCUUCAUCAACACAUUGCUGAGCACAAAUAUUCGGCAAUCGGUCGACAUUUCGUGGAAGCUCACUGUAGCAACCACCUCUUGAAAGAAAACCAAUUUAGAGUUUUAAGAAAGUGCCAGGGAAAUUCUUAUUGUUAGUCUUUGAAAUGCUGUUCAUCAAUAAUCUCUUUAACCUAAUUUAAAUAUCCAGAUGGACUCCAUACGUGCCAAACUUUUUGUUUGAUUACUAUUGUUUUUUUCUUACAAUUUAGCUUUUUAUCAUCCAUUGGUAUAGAUAGCCUGCAGCAAACAAAUAUUUUUUCGACUUGAUAAUGACGUUUAGCCAACGUCGAAACGUCAUUGUUUUUAGCAAUCUUAAAAUGUUUUUGAGAAAUGUUUUAUCACAAUUUUUUGUAGUAAAAUGCAGAUUUGUUGGACAUUGGAUUAAAUUUU